AUGUCUAUAAUUAAUGUAACCAACAUAAAAGUUGGAAAUAAUUGUUCUAGAGUCACUGAUCCUUUAGUUUUUCGUAUAGAAUUCGAGUCCCUUGGGGAACUUAAACAUGACAUUGAAUGGAAGAUCAUAUACAUCACUACAAACUGCGAUGAUGACAAUACUAAUAAGGAAAUUGUACUAGAUGAAAUUUAUUUGGGGCCUAUUAAACGGGGAGUUUUAGCCUUUGAAUUCAAUGUAGACCCUCCGGACUACAAAUUGUUGGGAGAUAAUAUAUUGGGAAUUCAGGCAAUCCUAGUGACAUCUAGUUACAAUAACCAGGAAUUCAUUCGAAUCGGCUAUUAUGUAAACAAUACAUAUGAAGAUGAGGAAUUGAGGGAGUGCCCACCAGUGGAUCCAAUAAUUGACAAAAUAGUCAGAUGCAUAAUUGAACAGCCUAGAGUCACUCGCUUUCCCAUAGAGUGGGAUAAACCCGAAUAUAUAGACGAUUCAGUCGAUAAUGGAGAUUUGGACCAGCAAUUACAGGAGCCAAUAGACAUAUCUGAGGAAGAAUCCUCGAAGGAAGAUGGAAAGCACACAAACACGGUAGAGGCUGUUUUUUAA
Babesia microti strain RI is the source of this 600-nucleotide messenger RNA. Its product is annotated as histone chaperone ASF1. Lineage: Eukaryota; Apicomplexa; Aconoidasida; Piroplasmida; Babesiidae. Gene Ontology annotation, cellular component: nucleus. The coding region runs from base 1 to 600 and encodes 199 amino acids. Gene Ontology annotation, biological process: DNA replication-dependent chromatin assembly. The transcript is spliced from 3 exons. The record is from RefSeq and is a predicted model, not a curated record. Gene Ontology annotation, molecular function: histone binding.